UCGUAAGUAUAUCUGCACGCGCACACCAGCGUUGAGAGAGAGAGAAAGCUAGCUACGUACGAAGCCACACCAAGGGAAUGGCCACCAUGGCGUCGGAGUGGGAAGCUGCCACGGCGGACGAGGCCCAGGCCCUGCCGUUGACGGACAACCUCCUCCCUGCUCAAGCUGCGACGGCCGACGACGACCUCCUCACCGCUCAUAAAGACCUGUACAUGGACAAGAUGAAAGGCUACACGGACAUCCACAACUUCGGCCUCUCUCAUCUUAAGUCCUCGGCGAUAAGGUGUGCCGUCGAACUCGGCAUCCCGAGUGUCAUCAACCACCGCGGCGGAGCGGCCACCAUAUCGGACAUCUUCACCGACACGGGGAUCCACACGUCCAAGCUCCCGCAACUUCGCCGGCUUUUGCGUGUGCUAGCCGUCUGCGGCAUUUUGGAUGACUCGCCACCCGUUGGUGACAGUACGGCCUUCUGCUACACGCUCACUCCGGUCUCCCGCCUCCUCGUCCACGAUGGCGAGUUCGACAUUUCCCCGCUCCUUCUACUCAUGACCCGCCCCGACACCACCGUUUCCACCUUCUUCCGUCUUGAAAGUUGGUUCAAAGAUCCCGCUGCCAACACGCCUUUCGAGAUGGCCCAUGGUAUGUCUCCAUGGAGUCUGACCAAGGUGGACGCUUCGUACAACGAUGCAAUGAAUGAUGCAUGCGUCGCCGACAGCAACCUCAUCAUGCAUAUUGUGCUGAAAGAGGCACCUGCUAUCUUCCGCGGGCUAACCUCGCUCAUCGAUGUCGCCGGGGGCCAUGGCAUAGCCGCCGUGGCCAUUGCCAAGGAGUUCCCCCAAAUCACUUGCACUGUCCUCGACCUACAACAAGUCAUAGAAAAGGCACCUAGGUGUGCCACGGUGAACUACAUUGUUGGCGACAUGUUUAAAUUUAUUCCGCCAGCUGACGCCGUUUUACUCAAGGCUGUUUUGAAUUCUUGGGAAGACGACUCUUGCGUCAAGAUACUCACCCACUGCAAGCGUGCGAUUCCGGCCGGAGGUAAGCUAAUCAUCAUCAAUACGGUGAUCGGGCUAGGGAUAUCAUCGAACAGAAAAGCUGUCAAGGAGGCGCAAGUCCUGCUCGACAUGUACUUUAUGAGGGGUGCUGGAUUUGAGCGAGAGGAACAUGAAUGGCGAAGAGUUUUCCUUAAGGCUGGAUUCAGCGGUUACAAAAUCACGCCCAUAUUGGAUCCAGUGUCUAUCAUUGAGGUUUUUCCAUGAAGAACAAUGUUAAUGAAUAUAUAGUCAUUAAAUUCCUUGAUUGCUAGCUAUAAGAGUUAAGAGUCAGAUCAAAGUCGUCGGAGGUUUAGUCCCGUAGAAGGUUUCCCUGCCGACGCACGAUCUAUUUAAUGUUUCGUUUAUCUACUGAAAUUUGUAUACUGGUUGUAAUGUUUCUUUUAAUGCUUGAGUAUUUCAUUCAA
Brachypodium distachyon (stiff brome) is the source of this 1459-nucleotide messenger RNA. Its product is annotated as acetylserotonin O-methyltransferase 3. Gene Ontology annotation, biological process: methylation. Lineage: Eukaryota; Viridiplantae; Streptophyta; Magnoliopsida; Poales; Poaceae. The transcript has 2 exons. Gene Ontology annotation, molecular function: S-adenosylmethionine-dependent methyltransferase activity; O-methyltransferase activity; protein dimerization activity. The record is from RefSeq and is a predicted model, not a curated record. Bases 78 to 1259 code for a protein of 393 amino acids.